AUGUGGGCGGUUUGCCGCCAUCAAUCUCUACGUGUGCGCCGCUUCCAUUCGAGCGUCUUCCUGGGUGCAUCGAGCGGCUACUUGUCGGACGUUUCGGUCGCCUCUCUGUCCAUCAGCCAACAGUCCAAAGAUGUGCUGACGCGCGACAUGGGCUACAAGUUCCUGACUCAUGUGCAGAAGGACACGCUGCCACUGGCACUGGAAGGUCGCGAUGUGCUGGCCAAGGGCAAGACCGGGAAUGGCAAAACGAUCGCUUUCUUGCUGCCAACUUUGGAGCGCAUGAUCCAGAAUCCACGACCGAAGCGUGGCCAGAUCUUGGCGCUAGUGAUCUCCCCGACUCGAGAACUGGCGCAACAGAUCGCAGUUGAAGCGGUGAAGCUCACGAGUGCCCAUUCACUACGCACGGCUUGCUUUGUGGGCGGAAGCUCUGUGAAUAAGGACGUGAAGGAGCUCAUGCACUCUGGAGGCAUUGAUGUGCUAGUAUCCACUCCUGGACGGCUGCAAGCGCAUCUGGAAGAGGACAGUGCACACAUCAGACAGAAGCUGGAUAACUUGCAAGUGCUGGUACUGGACGAAGCUGACCGUCUCCUGGAUAUGGGUUUUCGUCCCGACAUCAUGCGGAUCAUCAGCCGUUUACCGAAGGAAAGACAGACGCUCCUCUUCAGCGCGACGUUGCCGACUGCAACCGAGGAGCUCAAGAAUGUGGCGUUACGUGAUGACUUUACAUUCGUGAACACGAUUGAAGGAGACGAUCAGCAGACCAAUACGCAGACUGUGCAGGAGUAUGUCGUGUGUGACCUUCAAGACGUCAUUCCUAUGGUUGAGCGCAUACUAGACGAACACAUGAAGCUGCCGGCGUACAAGGUCAUUGUCUUUCUGCCUACUGCACGAGCGGCUCAGUUUAUGGCACAUCUUUUUCAGGCUGCGGGGUUUCCAAAUGUGCUGGAGAUGCAUUCGCGCAAGAGUCAAUCUGCACGCACGAAGGCUGCGGAUGCCUUUCGUAAGGGCCAGAAAGUGGUCAUGUUUUCAUCGGAUGUGUCGGCGCGGGGUGUUGACUACCCGGACGUUUCGCUGGUUCUGCAAGUCGGUCUUACAGAUCGUGACCAGUAUAUUCACCGUCUUGGACGAACCGCUCGUGCGGGGAUGGAAGGGCGUGGCAUUCUAGUGCUCGCCGACUUUGAAAAGUCGAUGCUUCGCGAGCUGGCUGACCUGCCGCUUUCCGAACUUGGACAGGAGUCUCAACUUGAUAUGCAGACCUUCCGAACCGCAAGUGCUCUUGCCAAUGUUCAUCCCCGCAGUGAGUUGGGAAAGUCGGCAGAGAAGGCUUAUGCAGCUUUCCUGGGGUUCUACAACUCAAAUCUCAAGAAGCUCCGCAUGUCGAAAACGGACCUGGUCGAGACGGGUGCACGGUACAGCCGGCUCAUUGGGCUAGAGGAGGUGCCAAAGCUCCAGAAGAAAACAUUGCGGGCGAUGGGGUUAAUGGAUACUCCAGGUCUUGUCGCUGCCUCUAAUGCGGCUGGAGCAGGAACAUUCAAGCCUAAAGGCACAGGAAGAGGACAACAGAAGAUCACUAGAGAGAAGCACGGUAGCGAAGAGAAGGGAAGCGAUCGAUCGCUCCUCACCCAAAAGAAGCAGAACAGCCAUGAAGAUAACGGACGCUCACGAAAAGCCUACAGUGGUGAUGCCACCCGUGGCGAGCAGGGUAGACGCAACAGUCGCAGCACUUCUCCAGGCAGCCGGGACGGAUCAAUCCAUCGACGUAAACGUUCCAGUAGCCUGACGGCCAAGCGAGACUACAAGGAAUCGUACCAGCGAUAG
Messenger RNA from Peronospora matthiolae, 1818 nucleotides. The record is from the annotation of a GenBank genome assembly. NCBI's taxonomy places the organism in Eukaryota, Oomycota, Peronosporomycetes, Peronosporales, Peronosporaceae.